Molecule: messenger RNA, 2209 nt
Organism: Dendrobium catenatum
Lineage: Eukaryota; Viridiplantae; Streptophyta; Magnoliopsida; Asparagales; Orchidaceae
Exons: 12
Coding region: 390-1796 (468 amino acids)
Source: RefSeq, a predicted model, not a curated record
UUUUUCCUAGCAAGGGCCACCGUCUUGCUUCGCCGGCUCCACCGCGGAGCACUUCACAUCAGGUCUCCCUUCUCCCGGCGACGCCAGGUCCGCCUGCUUGCUUGUUUUCUUCACGAAAGCGCAGCCCAGCUCGCGCUUCCCUGCACUCGAGCCGUAGUCUGGCCCGCGCCGCUCGUCGCUUCUAGCAUCCCAGCUUGCGUUGCCGUUCAGCCACCAAUCUCGCGUCAAUCGCCAUGCAUGGUCUUUCAGUCGUGUGAUUCGCCGUUCCUUUCCUUCUUCAGGCACAAACACUUUUGCGAAGAAGAUGGUCGCCAUCCAACGAUUGCUACAUCCAAAGAGGAUUUCAACGGAACACCUUUGCUUGCAUAAGGAGACGAAGUAAAUCAGAAAUGAUAAACCAAUUAUUGGAAAUUGAGCAUGCUCAUACAAGAAAAGAAGAACUUGAUGAUUCUGGCUAUGACUCAAUAUCUGAUGAGGGCUUGAGGAGGGAGAAUCUGAUAUGUCUAGUUGCAUUUUAUUCUUUCCAGUUCAACCAAUGUGCCUCUAUUGUGCAUUGCAAGCUAACACGACUUCAGUUGAAAUUUUUUUGCUCUAGAGCGUUCCAAUGCUAUGGCUAUUUCCAUUUUUUUGAAAAGGAUGCACGAUCAAGAUUUCCAUUUACAUAUGCUGCUACCAAAGCUAAGCGAGGAAGCUAUGAUAAUCUAGAAAAGGAGAAGCAGGAAGUAUGUGAGUGGUCCGCUAUUCUUGGUGAGGCCAAUGAGUUAGCUGGUUUGCAUGGGAAGACGGGUAAUUCUUUCAAUCCAUCUGUUGUACUUGAAGAGAGAAGAUCUCAUAAGGGUGGAAGGGGAAAUUCUAGGUUCAAAUUUUCCUUCCGAUCCUUGUCCAAUAAGGAAGAUUUUUCAGGGGAUCACUCCUUGUCAAGAGAUGAAACCUACAACUCUUGUGAGGAAGAUAUUGAAGGACCAGCAAAGUGGGAUUAUUUUGAGCAUGGAGCUGAAGAAGAUACAGUGCCACAGCUUAUGGAAAAUAUUCUGGAAGAGAGUGUUGAUCAGGCUAACAAGCCAGAAUUUCACAAGCAGCUAGCUGGAGCUCCUUCAGUGUCUGAGCUGCUGGAAGAUCUGCAAAAAACGGAUCCAUCCUUGAGAAGAACUCUGCCAGUGGAUAAUAGUAAAGGAAAGACAAGGCGGACAAGUUCUUUCAAGAGAACAUUAAUGUGUUUAGGUAACAGAGUUCUUGACAAUAAAGAUGCUUCUGAGUCUAUGGGUGACAUUUCAAGUGAUGAUGAGCAUAUUGAUCAAGACUAUCAAGCAUUUCAAAUCAAGGGACAGACAAUGGCAGAUUUGUUUCAGGAAGCUUUUAAUACAUCUGUAGAGGAAGGAACUGGAAUUCCUAGAAGCAAUAAAUUUGGACUUCAUGGAAGAUUGCAACAUGUAAUGCAGCUUGGAAACAAUAGGUACAUGGAAUAUUUAAAAGAGUUGCAAACAGGAAGGACUCCUUCAAAUGAAUCAAACCACAUAAUUGUAAGGAUCUUGUCAAGAACUUUCGAGGCAAAGCUAACAGUUUGCCAAUGUUUCUUUGGUGAAAACAGUAAAAAUUUUCAGUGUGAAAAAGGUUUUCAUGAAAGUUUUGAAAAUGGAGGAUCCGGGACGAAAACAAUUAUCUUUAGCCCAACGUUCUGCAGCAACGUGGAGCUUGAAGUAGGAAGCAUUGUGUGUAUUCACCAACCAUGGAAAGAAUUUCAAAUAAAUGGAGGGGAGACUAUCAUUCUGUCUGCAUAUUUCUCAUCAUGCUUAUGAAGGUUUAGAUGUUCUGAUAAACGCAGAGAGUCAAAUGAAGUGUUUUUACUAUUUUCAUACAGAACAAAUUUGGGAAAGUGCAAUGGAGUAUUACUGUCAUUUGCGUCCGUCGUUUGCUCCAGCUUAGCACCAAAAAAAAUGCCAUUCGAGCGAGGGUGAACAGUGCAAUGCCAAUAAAGUAUGAGAAAGAAUAUACAUAGAUUUUUGUUUGUUAGAAAAUGGAGUUCAAUUGAAGACGAGUUGCUGCAUUUUGAAGUAUUACUACAUUUUGGAGAAAAAUUUGAGUUUUUCGGUUGGAGAUGGCCUAAGCCAAUCAUUACAGCAUUUGAGUCAAUUGUAUAAUUGAAAUGAAUUGAUUAUGAAGACUCUAACCUUGUUAUCUAUAUUCCAAUUCAAGAAUGCCUUAUUAAUUA